Molecule: messenger RNA, 2217 nt
Organism: Vigna unguiculata (cowpea)
Lineage: Eukaryota; Viridiplantae; Streptophyta; Magnoliopsida; Fabales; Fabaceae
Gene: EXO70H6
Product: exocyst subunit exo70 family protein H6
Biological process (GO): exocytosis
Cellular component (GO): exocyst
Molecular function (GO): phosphatidylinositol-4,5-bisphosphate binding
Source: RefSeq, a predicted model, not a curated record
CACGCUUCUCACACCCACAAACUAAACUCCUCCAACAAUCUCUCUCUCUCUUAUUCUCCUCUGCAACAACUCAGCUCAACACUGACCCUGUGAAGAAACCCACACACGUUAACUGAACUUAAAGCCAUUAAUCGUCAUCAAUUCAUCAGUUUCCUUUGCUCACACACAACAAAAUGCCGAGAAAAGGAAUGAGAAGCAUUUUCUUCAAGCCAUCAUCAUCUUCACCUUCCACGUCAUCGCAACCACCUCCCUCCCCUCUCCGGACAUUUUCGGACUCCAUAAUGGAACAGAACAUACACAUCGCAGAGGCGCUCAUAAACAAAUGGGACGAUUCCAAACUCGGAACGCCGCUUUUCAGCGGCACGCGCCAGGAAGCCAGAAAGUACCUUGACGCGGUGAGGGGACUACAAUCCGCUAUGCAGUACUUCGUCGCACAGGAUUCCACCUCCGCCACUCUUGUGCGCGCUCAGUUCCUCAUGCAACUCGCUAUGAAGACGCUCCAGAGAGAGUUCUACCAGAUUCUUUCCUCCAACAGAGAACACCUGGAUCCUGAAACCGUCUCCGCGCGCUCCUCCAUUGAUCUCCGCAGCAGCGUCUCCGAGUACGUUUCCGAUUACGACGACGAAAUCACUGCCUCCGAGGAUGACUUCCGCAUCUCCGAGACCGAGCGCGUGUCAAUGCUCGCCAUGGAGGAUUUGAAAGCCAUCGCGGAUUGCAUGAUUUCCUCGGGCUACGGGAAAGAGUGCGUUAACGUUUACAUCGUUAUGAGAAAAUCGAUCGUCGACGAAGCACUGUACCAUCUCGGAGUGGAAAAACUGACCCUCGCUCGCGUUCAGAAACUGGACUGGGAGGUUCUCGAGUUGAAGAUCAAGAAAUGGUUGAACGCUGUUAAAGUCGCGGUUGGAACUCUCUUCCACGGCGAGAGAAUUCUCGCGGACCACGUCUUCUCCUCGAAUCCCGAAAAGAGGAUCGCGGAAUCGUGUUUCGCUGAAGUCACCAAAGACGGCGCCGUUUCGCUCUUCGGUUUCCCCGAAAUGGUGGCGAAGUGCAAGAAAUCGCCGGAGAAAAUGUUCAGGACGUUGGAUUUGUACGAAGCGAUCUCCGACCGGUGGAGUCGGAUCGAAUCCAUAUUCUCUUUCGAAUCCACGUCUGCCAUCCGCUUACAGGCCAUUACGUCCAUGGUGAAACUCGGGGAAGCCGUUAGAACCAUGCUAACGGACUUCGAAACCGCGAUUCAGAAGGACUCCUCCAAGACAACGGUCCCUGGCGGUGGGGUCCACCCUCUCACGCGCUACGUGAUGAACUACCUCACUUUCCUCGCCGAUUACAGCGGCGUGUUGAUUGAUAUAAUCCCUGACUUGCCGCAAUCGCCGUUGCCGGAGUCUUACUACCGUAGCCCGAUGCGCGACGAAAACCCGCCGGCGUCGGAGUUAUCCGAGAAAAUCGCUUGGCUCAUUCUCGUCGUGCUGUGCAAGCUCGACGGCAAAGCGGAAUUCUACAAGAACGUAGAGCUUUCAUACCUGUUUCUGGCUAACAACAUGCAAUACGUCGUGAGUAAGGUGCGCAGAUCGAACCUAGGGUUCCUUCUCGGAGAGGAGUGGUUGGCGACGCACGAAUCGAAGGUUACUGAGUACGCGUCUAAGUACGAGCGCGUCGGGUGGAGCAAGGUGUUCGCGUCGUUACCGGAAAAUCCAGCGACGGAGGUGACGGCGGAGAAGGCAAGGAACCACUUCGUGAAGUUCGACGCUGCGUUUCAUGAAACGUGUAAAAAACAGUCGUCGUGGGUGGUAUCCGACCCGAAAUUGAGAGACGAAAUCAAAGGGUCGAUAGGUUCGAAGCUGAUGCAAAUGUACAGCGAAUUUUACGAGAAGAAUCGGGUCGGGUCAAAGUCCGUUCGGUUUAUUUCGCCUGAAGAUAUUGGGAAAAACUUGUCCAACAUUUUGUGCGGGAAUGGAGAUUCGGGUAGUGUCUCCUCACAUUCUUCCUCAACGACGUCGUCGUCUUCCCAUCGCUCUAAUCGGCGGUGAACUUGAAAUUGACGACGUCAUAUUCCAACAUUUUUUAUUUUUCUAAUUUGUAAUUUAAAUUAAACGUCAUGAAAACUGUCCUGAGAGAGAAAAUAGAAUGAGGACAAGAUAGUGUCUAUGGACGUUACACUUUUUUUUCUUCUUUUUCUUUUGAUGAUGGUACAUUAAUACUACACCUUUUUGUCUUCAA